UGCCCUGGGAGGAAUGUAGGCUUGCUGCAAUAGAUAACAUUAUUUCCUGUUGUACAGGUGAGGAUCCUGUGGAAAUGAAGCAGGACCAAGUGCUGGGCUGGCACUGUGCCGUGCUAGUUCCUGGUCUGGUAGGAGCAUUGAGGGGAGCAGAAGCAAGACCUCCACAAUGACUGUGUCCAGACACUGGUUGGUUUUCAUUGCCCUCAGAAUCUCAUCCUGCAUCACCCUUGGACUGUUCAUGAGAGUGAAGUCUUUAGCCCAGGCUGGCCUCAGCCCAAGCUGAGCAUGUACCCCAGGAACAGCAGCCACGCUCAGCCUUUCCUGCUGUCAGGCCUUCCCGGGAUGGCUCAGUUCCACCACUGGGUGUUCCUCCCUUUUGGUCUCAUGUAUCUGGUUGCAGUGCUGGGAAAUGGCACCAUCCUGCUGGUUGUCAGUGUGCAUCGCCAGCUCCACCAGCCCAUGUACUACUUCCUUUUGAUGCUGGCCACCACCGACCUGGGCCUGACUCUGUCCACCCUGCCCACCGUGCUGCGCGUCUUCUGGUUGGGUGCCAUGGAAAUCAGCUUCCCUUCCUGCCUCAUCCAGAUGUUCUGCAUCCACGUCUUCUCCUUCAUGGAGUCCUCGGUGCUCCUGGCCAUGGCCUUUGAUCGCUACGUGGCCAUCUGCUGCCCGCUCAGGUACUCCUCCAUCCUCACUGGUGCCAGGGUAGCUCAGAUUGGACUGGGGAUCAUCUGCCGAUGCACUCUGUCUCUUCUCCCAUUAAUCUGCCUCCUGACGCGGCUGCCUUUCUGUGGGUCGCAUGUGCUUUCUCACCCCUACUGUCUGCACCAGGAUGUUAUACGGCUGGCGUGCAGAGAUGCUACCCUGAACAGCCAUUAUGGCUUAACCUUGGUGCUGGUUGCAAUCCUGGACUUUGCUCUCAUUGUGUUGUCCUACGUGGUGAUAUUUAGGACUGUGCUAGGCAUCACCUCCAGGGAGGAGCAGGCCAAAGCCCUCAACACUUGUGUCUCUCACUUAUGUGCUGUCCUCAUCUUCUAUAUCCCUUUGGCUGGGCUGUCCAUUAUACACCGGUACAGAAGGAAUGCUCCACCUAUUAGCCAUGCUGUCCUGGCCAAUGUCUACUUCUUUGUCCCACCUAUACUGAACCCAGUCCUCUACAGCAUGAAAAGCAAGGCCAUUUGCAAAGGCAUCCUGGGGCUCCUGUGUCAGAGAGCAGCCUGGCCUGGCCAUGCCCAGAACUUUUAGAAUCAUAGAAUGGGUUGAGUUGGAAGGAACCCUUAAAGGU
Coturnix japonica (Japanese quail) is the source of this 1285-nucleotide messenger RNA. The record is from RefSeq and is a predicted model, not a curated record. NCBI's taxonomy places the organism in Eukaryota, Metazoa, Chordata, Aves, Galliformes, Phasianidae.